Vicia villosa (hairy vetch) is the source of this 798-nucleotide messenger RNA. RefSeq lists its product as uncharacterized. Bases 1 to 798 code for a protein of 265 amino acids. The record is from RefSeq and is a predicted model, not a curated record. Lineage: Eukaryota; Viridiplantae; Streptophyta; Magnoliopsida; Fabales; Fabaceae. The transcript is spliced from 2 exons. Gene Ontology annotation, molecular function: RNA-DNA hybrid ribonuclease activity; nucleic acid binding.
AUGGAAGGUGUGAUCAUUGUCGAGAUUGUCCAAAAAACUAUCCUUCAUGUGCUGCGAGAUUGUGAUAUUAUUAAACCUUUAUGGCUUAGCAUUGUGAAGAGAAAUGAUAGGGGGCAAGGGCAGGAAGAAGGAAAAUAUGGAUUGGAGCAGGUUUUGGGCGACGACUUUCAAUGCAGCGUGGAGAUGGAGGAAUCAGGAGAACCAUGUAGAGGGUUUGUGAGGCCAGGGAAGCAGGAGGAAGCUGUGCGACAGUUUCUAGAUGUUAUGCCGGUUGAUGAUAACAUUAUUCAUCCAAAGGAGCGGGACUUGCAGAUUUCUAUUCAAGUCAGUGGGAAGGCACCAAAGGACAGUUGGGUCUGUUUGAAUGUGGAUGGGGCUUGUAGAAACAGGAUAAUUAGUUGUGGAGGUGCUAUUCGGGGGAGUGAGGGUGAGUGGCUUAGUGGCUUUUCCAAAUUUAUUGAUCACGGGGACGCGCUUAUGGCGGAGUUGCGAGGCUUACUCGAGGGGCUGAAUCUGGCCAGGAAGUUGAAGUUUUUCAAGGUGGAAAUUAGAGUUGAUUCGAUAGAAGUGGUAGAGAUUAUUGGCAGGAAGCAGACCACAAGUGUUGGGAGAUCCAUUGUGCAAGAGAUUUGGAGCUUAUUAGACUUGGAUUGGGAAUUGGUUUUAUUCCAUUCAUACCAGGAAGAAAAUAGGCAAGCUGAAGCGUUGGCUAAACAUAGCUUUCCAUUAGCAGAUAUGUGUAUUAUUUUUCUCCAACUGCCCAGAUUUGUUUACUCAUAUAUUUGGAUGCAAAUGUAA